CAGGGCCCUGCAUCCCCCCUGGCUGGAUCAGCACCUGCUGCUAACUAUAAACCUCAACCGGCCGAGCUCAGACAGGGUAACCUAUGCCAAAACCUAUUCGCAACCUAGAGAGGGGAACCAGGUUGGAAACAGUAAGCCCUUCCCUUGGGCUUGCUUGAAUGGGAGGGGCAGAAUGGAGGGACAGAGAGAGGGGAGAUAGUCAGAAGAAAGAGCAUGAGUGUGAUUCCCCUCUCUGCUUCUUGUAAAGUCAUGGUGAAAACUGUUGGAUGUGUGGAGAUCGUGUCCUACAAACAUGGCCUUGGACUGUUUUACUCUGUUCUACAGAUACUAGGUCCCUAGUUAGAAGUUUGCUGAGGCGCUAUAUGCUGUGGAUUUAAUAGACAGUUGAUUGGAUGAAGGGGGCAUUUGAAACACUGAAACUCAAUGCCUGAACUACCCCGUUUUGGGCUGAAGGUACGGGACAGUUUUGAGAACCCCAGGGAAAAAGACUGGCCUGGCCCCUGUGAAGACCUGGUGCCAGUGAAGACCUGGUGCCUGUGGUCUAGCGAUGGACAGCUGGACUCUUAAGGGGGACAGCUACUCCUUCCUGCGCAGCGCACCUCGCACCAUCUCCCUCCGCAACCGAGAAGGCACCCCGAACCACGUGGAGAUCUUCGACAUCACCAACAUACCAAGCCCCCGUUCUGCCAUCUCCGAGACGACCUGUCUGUGUGACAUCUUCGGGGACGAUCGUGACUCCCCCUCCCUCUCUGGCAGUCCCGCAUCUGGGGCUUUCGUUCCCCCUCCCAGGGAGGUGGACCGGGCAGCAGCCGCCUCCCCCCUGGUGGACGACUCCUCGGGCUCCUACCACACAGCCAACGGCUCCAGUGAAGGAGAAGAGGGCUUUGAGGAUCCUAAAGAGAGACUGCGCAGCCCACUGUUGCCAACAGGGAACUCUGAAGGCCAAAAUUCAGAAGGCCACAACCAGACCUCUGAGCAUUCAGGUCUUUCUGAGGAGAUCCCCAAAUUAGAAUCAGCGGCUUCACCGCCGCUACCGCUGUUAAGUACAGAGGGUGCAUCACUUGAGGUCCUAAAUAGGGUUCCCACUUCUAGAACCCCAUCCCCUCGGCCUAACAGCUCCGAGACACUGGAGAGUACAGAAUAUAGAGGGAUAACCUCAUCUCCCUCCUCUUCAUUAUCCUCAAAUCGGACAUCAAGUCCGAGUCGCUCCCCACAGCCUAGUAACCUAAGGGCCAGCUCAUCUUCUAUCGAGUCACAACUCACGCCAUCUUUGCUUGAAUCCAGGGGAUCUCCCAAGAGAAGUAGCUCAUUAAGUGGAUCUCGCAAAAGUAGUCCCUCAUCGGAGCAGCGACCACAAUCAUCCGAUCAUCUAAGGGGAUUGACCCCACCCACAUUUAAUCCCAGGGUCGUCUUCUCUUCGAAUUCAACUUCACGCAGCAGCGUGGACAUCCAUCGGCAGUCAGGCGAAAGAUCAACCACUCCUGAAUCUAGAGAUUAUUCCUACUCCCCUGAUACCCAGGACUGCUCGCCUUUCUCAGAGCUAAGAGGGAGGGUCUCUGUACAUGACCUCUUCAGCAGAGGCUCAACACCUGACAUAGACGGCUCUCCCUGCACACCAGAGCUUAUUUCGUGCACUUCGUUAGCUGGAGGAGACACACCCGAAAACCGAGGCAGCAAGCUGUCUGCUGAGGCCAAGAGUGCUGCGUCCACACCUCUUCCUAGAUACACACCGCCAAGCCCUGUCAGUUCAAUACCCCGCACUCCUGAGUGUAGAGGACCCAGCGUCUCGCCUGCAGUCAGGUUUACCCCCUCACCUGCGCUGUCACUCGGAGUACCACACACUGCUCCCACCCCUGAUUCCCUAUCCCAGGCUCACUCACCUGUACCAUAUUCACUCCCAUCAUAUAAAGGAAAUAGUGACUGUUGUCCAAAAGAGUCAGACUAUACUAGUUCCUCUCCAGAAAUAAGAGUUACGGCAUCUUCGCCAGAGGUGAGAAGGAGAGAGAAGUCCCUUGAGGAGGAUUUAGCAUUGAACUCUGCAGAUCCCAUCCAGUGCUCCAGAGCCACCACGUGCUCCCCUCACAUUACAGGGCCCUGUUACUCUGUCGUCCAGCCUGAAGACGGCGACACAGCAACAUACACCGAAAUAGCUCACCUUUCAACUUCAGAGCCCAUUUGCAGGAAUCCUCAGUCACCUGAACCCCAGUGCAAGAGCCCAGUCAGGCAGAUAGAUCCCACGACUGCACAAGAAGAGUCAACAGUUACAAUAGUUACACCUGAACAAUAUUAUAAAUACAGUGACCCAGAGCCCGAUAACACGGACACAACUGAGUUACCUCAACCAAGGGACAGAUCUUUGUCCCCUGAGCCCCGGAGUUACACACCCUCACCUGAGCUAAGGAAUCAAAGUCCUUCAACUGAGACCAGUCCUUACAGUCCGAUACCUGAACAAAGGAAUCUCUUUCCAGUACCUGAGAAAAGAGAAGAUACUCUCUCACCUGAACCCAGGUUUCUUGCUCCCUCACCUGGGAAAAUACAUUACACUCGCUCACCUGAACCAAUACAUUUUGAGACACAACCUUCCCCCUCACCUGAGUCAAGGAGUCAAAAAGUUGAACUGUAUAAUAACUCACCCAAACCAAGUGAUAUUCUGCCAUCACCUGAGAGAAGACAACUUACUCCAUCACCUCAACAAAGGAACCUCCGUUUGUCAUCUGAAAAAAUACAAAUUCCUCCUUCACCUAAACCAAGGGAUCUUACUCCAUCACCUGAGAAAAGACAAAAAACUCCCUCACCUCAACCGAGGAACCUCGCUCCAUCACCUGAGAAAAGACAUCUUACUCCAUCACCUCAACUGAGGGAUCCUACUCAAUCACCUGAGAAAAGUCUGUUUAAUCCCUCACCUCAACCGAGGUAUCCUACUCCAUCGCCUGUGAACAUACAUUACACCUCCUCACCUGAGCCAAUAAAUUUUGCUCCAUCACCGUUAGACAUACAAUAUUCACCCAUGUGUGAACCAAAGCAUAAUGUUUUCUCACCCAAGGAGAAAGGGCAAACUCAAUCGCCUGGCCUUAUACAUAACCCUUCCUCACCUGUGUCAAGCCUCCUUGUUCCAUCACCUGAACCAACCUUUCGCAAUCUCUCACCUGAACGGAGAUAUCAAUCUAUAUCCCCUGCAUCAAGACGUCAUAUUACAUCGCCUGAUCCACCACGUCCAACUGUUUCUCCUGAGUCAAGAAUUAACCAGUCCUUACCGGACAUAAGUUAUCAGAAUCUCUCACCUGACACGAGAUACCACACUCCUUCACCGAGAGAUCUUGUAUCCUCACACAAGUCAAGUCUUCCCUCUCCUGUCCCUGUAGCAGAGCAACUGACUCCUUCACCUCAGCCCAGCCACAUUUCUCAUCCACCUAGUUCAAGGCACCAGAGCCCUCAGAUAACCGACUCAAAUGCUUUGAGUAAGUCACCUGAAUACAGCAUUGGACAACCAUCCCCUACGGGAUCCCCCUUGCACAACGUUGAUCCUUUCUCUACCCCAGAACUCUCUCUUUUUCCUCAAGACACACCUGAAAUGGGAGAGUCUUUCCUUUCAGAUAUAUCAAACUACAGCCAAAGAGCAGUAGAUCGCAAAUCAGCACCACUUGAAACAAAUAGAGUUGUCAAGCCACCUGGAGAGAGAAAAUCUAGUAGAACACCAGAACAACACUGUGAACCGAGCGAAAUCACACCAAAGAAAACAUACCCUCAAAGUGUACAAAGCAAUUAUUUUAAUCAGAAGGAAGACCACCAUUGGAAUCCCCCGAUUGAAAUGCAGAGCCCUUUUCACGGUCUACCAGUCUCUACUGUUGACGGACAGCCAGACACCUUACUUGCCCGCCAGACUGCGGGUAUCUCACCUGUCCGUCAAGGGAAACAUCCAAAGCCUAAUUUUCCAAUUAACUCCAGAAGAUCUGAUAGAAAUAUCGAAAAUAAAAAUUCUGAAACAUCUCGCACGCCUGACUACCCAAGAAAACAGCCAACCACCAAAGUUGUAAUUCUAAGCAGAGAGGAGCCGGCAGAGGACACGGCCCGUCAUGGGAGCAAAAGGAGAACUCCCUCACCCCCGAUCACACGGUUUACCCCUGUACACAUUAUAGCCCCAGAGAAACCCUACAGACUGUGGCAGAACAGGUGUCGGAGCCCCCCACAAGCUGCAGCAUCGACACUAACUGACAAUUUCAAGAAUCAGAUGGCAAAAUGGGGAAGCCCCGGUGAAACGUGUAGAAACAGCAAUAACCAAGACGAUUGGCUGGGGCAGAAUAGGCAGAUGGGGAUUGUGGGGGAAAUUUCUUUGGAGGCGGAGCGCAAAAGGGGGACAGAUCCUGGGAGAGAACAACACAAGUGUACCAGGAAGGAGAUGGAGAGUGAGAGGAAGAGGGAGGAGCGACUGCAGGAAAAGAAGGAGGGUACGAAGGCACAUGCCAGCUACAGGGGGCAACAGGUUGAGCUGUCAUUCAGUGCCAGAAAUAGAAAAGGGCCUGAGAGUCACAGUGCAGCGUCCACAGGCAAACAGACCAGUAAGGGAAUGCCAACAGCCCACUCCUAUUCAGAGAGGUUGCCUGCCACGAGACAGCCACAGCAACAACAGAGAAGAGGAGGUCCCGCCCGGAGGCUACAGCCUUCUGUGCCCCAGAACAUGAACGUUGCUACUGGACGUGUUUCUAAAAACAGGCCCCGCCAGAGUUCUAGCUCCAGCAUGGGAAGCGAGCAAGACGAGGCAGACAGUGAGGUGAAGUGGUUUACCGAUGGCGCUUUCCACAGUCUGUCAAGCCCUGAGAUUGACUACCUGGAUAUGUACAACUCUAGUCACCGAUCCUCCACCAAUAUUUCCCAACCAUCUACCCAGGAAAGCCCAGCGGGAGUUAGUGCGUCUCUGCUAGCCUAUGCUGACUUCAGGGGGUCCGGACAAAGACUGGACAACGAAGACUUUCCAUUCCAACCUACUACGUAUUACUCAGAUGGCCUAGACCCAGCUAAGCGCUAUGAAAUGGGCAGCUUUGAGUGUGUGGAUGUUGCAGUGGAAAGAGAAGAACCUAGGAAGGCUAGGAGAGGAGUUCCCAAAAGACAGAUCCAGCUGAAGAGAAAGAACACGCUUGAAUCGAGGCAAGAUGAGAGCAGUGAGAAUGGCAGCCCUGUUGUUCCAGGGAUGGCUGACAGUCCCUCAUUCCGGGGAUCCCUCAAAGAGACUUUGCUGAGACAGCACAGCACACCAGUGACAAUGCAUGAGCCCUACCCUUGUGAACUGAGCACAGACAUACAAGAAUACAACAACAAAACAUUUAAACUUCAGAAGUCAACUUCACUUGAUGAGACGCAUCCCAAAACCAAGAUGGCCACUUGCCUUAUCAAGAGUGUGCUGGCUAAGAAGAUGCAAGGCGUUGAUUCUUCCCAUGAGGAAAAACCAUCAUCAUCUGUUCAAGUGGAGGACACACUGGAAAAGUCAACUGAAAAGGAUACACUGAAUCUGAGUUCCAGCCUCAAGUCACAAUGCAGCCUUUUAUCUGCCGAUCCUGCUGCAGGAACCGAAUCAAACACAAUGGCUUCCGAUCAACACUUUGCCGGUAAAAGGUCAAGUCCAAAUGAGAGGACUGGAAUGAGGUCGGAACUCAUGGUUCCAUUCAGAAGACAAGCAGAUGGCUGUGAAAGAGAGGAAGAAAGAGCAGCAAGCAAGUCAGCAAGUACCACUGUCGGGAAUAAAGGAGUUCAUUUUGCUACUGGAUCAAACAGCCACAUGGAAGCCAGGCAGGAACAGGAAUACAGAAUCCCUAGCCCAGAGAUCACAGAUGGUCUUGACAAAAAGAAGUCUUCUCUAAAUGUCUCCCUUACACCAGAAUUGGAUAUUAAACCAGAUUUGCACUGUGAAGUUCCAUCCCCAGAAUCAUCACCAAAGCCAUCGUUCAAGGAGAAUGAGGAAAAGGGAGAGUCCCCAAUAGAUAUGAAGACAGAGGAGGGAGAUGUAAAUGGAAACAAUAAAGUCAAAGUGCCAAUGCACAAAGUAAGAGAUGUGCGAAGGCUGGUAAAAAACACAUAUAACCUGUCAUUCAAGGCAAGCAGUGCUACGACACCUUCACCUAAAAUGGAAGAAAAUGUAGAAAAUGAGGAGAUAUAUCAGGACAGGAGGGAGGAAAUAACUGAGGAAAGAAAGGUGAGUAAACACGGUAUAUUGGAAGCAGGGCAAGAGGACAGGAGGAAGGAGAUAACACAAGUAAGCAAAAAAGUAAUGACAGACAAACAGAGAAGGGAGCUGAGAGGGGACAGGUUGGAGGAGCCGAAGGUGGAGGGAAGAGAUGCAGAGCACCCGACAUCAUCAGCCACUCCACCGGAACAAAAGGGAAGGUCUCGGUACCACUCACAGCCAAUGCAGAUAGAGUGUAAAGCAGUGUGUUUGAAGGAGGACAAGGAAAAAAAGACACCCAGCAGAAUGGAAGAAGGCAAACGUGGAGAGCAACGGCAGGCCCCUGCACAGCUGUCUGUUGCAGAGGCCACCAAGCCAGAAGGUUACUUAUGUGGAGGCCCAGAGAGUCACAUGACCGAUCAGACAACAACAUCAAAGCCACGUGAGUCUGAUGCUAAUAAAGAGCCGAAAGAAGAUAGCCUUGAAGCAAGAAAUAACACAACACCAGUUGAGGCUAAACCUGAGACAGCCAGAAGAUACAAGAAACCUCCCUUGCUGGGAAGUCUGCCUAAAUUACCGAGUAAGGAACGAGAGGUUUCCACCGCUGUAGUUGUGAUAAGAGAUGGGUUCAGUAAACACAAGACUGUCCAGGAUGAGAGACCCAUGCAAGCCACAGCCUCAAACAGCGAGAGCAGCGGCCAUGCGGUGUCCAUGUUGCUCAAGGAGAAGGGCUACCAAGCCGAGAUUGGAGCAGUAUUGAAUGAGGGAGAACCAAACACAGUUGGAGGUAAGGGGAUGCCUCAUAAGCAUGUGAACCGACUGGAGAUUCCUUUGCAGAUCUGCUCAACUUCGGAAGGUGGCGUGUCAGAGUCACGAAGAGAAAGGACCUUCUCCACCUCCUCUACCAAGUCCAUCCCCACGACAGAAACUCCACCAAUAAUGGGAGUAGAGGAGAGUGUGAGAGACUCUGCACAGCAAAAUAUUGAAACUCCUUUGAGAAAUACAGGGAGGCAAACAGUAACACCACCAAUCAAAGAUUUUGAUUCUUUGAAAAGACAAGAUCCAAUUUUUCCACCAAGAUCCCCUGCCUUGAGAUAUAAACCUCAGCAAAUCGAGGUGAACUCUCUCUCAAAAGAACAAAAUACAUCCACAAACAAAAAAUCUCAAUCAAUAGAGGUCAAAUCUAUAUCAAACAAUCAAAUAAAACCAGCGGUGCCACCAAAGCCUAACUACAAAUUCAAACCACCUGAUUCAGGCCCACUGGCAAACGAUUCGCAAACUCCAGCUGAGAGAUCUCAAACAAUAGUAGUCUCCUCACCAACCAUCUAUAGAAAACUCUCCAGUGACAGCACACCAGCUUCCAACUAUACAAGAAAACUAGCUGUGUCUGCUGUCUCUAGCUGUAGACCGCCGCAGAACAAAACGACAACAAGUGUUUCGAGUCAGUCCAACUCAUCAGCAUUAUCUGAUAAAGAUCAGCCCAACAACAGAGCUCAUCAUCCCCAGGCCUCACCUCAAAGCACCAGUGAUGCACAGAGUUCCACAGCUUUGGCCCCUGCUUCAGUAUCAGCCACAAACCCAGCGACAAACUCAGACCCGGGUCUGAUUCAUGGUCCAAACGUAAGCCAAAUCUCUGGAUCUUCCUCGACUGUUGCCAGCGGGUCAGGGCAGUCAGCUGUUGUGGAUCUGAAUAGUCAACCACAGUUUUCCAGAAGCACAUUAGCUCAUGAUCAAGUAAGGACUGUGACCUCUAACUAUGAGAAACAACCCACUGUGGUAUCCACAACACGAGUGCCACAAUAUGCUCACGAACAAAGGCCUUUCCACAGGUCCUUAUCCAGUGAGCAAUCCCAGAGAGCAGACGACCUGCGUUUCUACUGUUCAGAUGACCCGCCAAGCUACGACGAAAGGGAGAGUUUCAGUCCGCUUCUGCUGCAAGGUUUGACCCCAAAGAAGCCAAACCGCUACUUCGCCGCCCCCCGCCCUCCCCCAUGCUCUUGCACCUCUGGAUGUCCCUCCCACACUGGUCUCACUCCUCCACACCGUCACCACAGCCCCCACAACCACACCCCUCCGGCGUCCGCUCACUCCCCAGGCCACCCUCACCCUUACCCCAUAGCACCACCUCCCCUCCGACCCCACCAGGGCAGAGCUGAACCUCCACCUAUGUGCUACCAGCCUGGCUCUCCUAAAUCGAGUCCCCUGGGUCCCGGCCCGCCUCCGACCAUGUACCACCCCCUCAACCAGCCUCCUUCCUACCCUCCCCACCCCUCUCUCAUGCAACCCUGUGCCCCGGAACGCCCCCUGCAGCCACACCAGCACAUGGAGCCCAGACGGCCCUCACUACAGCGCUCUUCUCAGCAGCAACAACACCAGCAGCCUGGAAUGAGUGUGGCUCCCUAUGGCGACCAUGGCCACGGACACUCCCCUGGCCUGGCACAUCUGGAUUCUCAAUACAUGUGUGGCCCUCAGGGCAUGGGGCCCUCCUAUGGCUCCGAGUACGAGGGCGACGGCUCCAGCAUGUACUCUGAAGGUAGCUUCGGGCAAACGCCUCGAAGGAUGCUGAUGGACCCGGAGACGGGGAAGUAUUUCUACAUCGAGGUCCCUGUGCAGCCGUUGAGGAAGAUGCUGUUCGACCCGGAGACCGGCCAGUAUGUGGAGGUGCUGAUCCCGCAGCAGUCCAUGUCGCAUUCGGGCAUGUAUCCGCCCACCGCGGCCCCUUACCCAUCCUUGCACAACCCUAACAUGUAUGCCCCCGCGCCACAGUAUAUGCAGCCCUAUGCGGCGCCACCGCCACCCCAUCCCCAGACUCAGCCUCCACCUCCCCCCCGCCUCCCUGACAGCUCCGCCGCCACAGCCCUGCACCCGAACGGGGCAGGGGUCGUCUACGGAGGUCCCCCCGGUCAGGGGUCCAAGAUGGACCCCCAGACCCAUCAACCACUUGACCAGGGCUAUCUAGAGGGCAUGUAUUAUGUCCCUACCGGUAUGAAUGCAAGUCCCAAUCCCCCCCCACCAGACUUCUACCACAAACAUUCCCCCGGCCCCCACUCUGGGGCAGGGGGGAAGAGGUCCUGAAAUAGAGGUUAGAGACCGCCUUCCUGGAGCCUGUUGGGAUUUAAAUACACUGUGCAUAAUGGAUGGCUGCCUAAUCAUAGCCUGUAAUCUAAUCAGGUUUUCACACAGCAAGUGUUAUUUGUUUGUCAUUCUCUUUGCUGCUUAUAUUAUAAUGCACUGCUUAACUUUGGAAUAAUGUGACUAUUUUAUGUUUAGUCCUUUUGAUAUGGGAGCCACCCUUUUAUACAAUAUGUUAUUAGCUUAAGUUAGUGAAUGGUGGAUCUGAAUGUCUAUCAAUUAAUUAUUAGUGCACAUUUCGGUGUUACACAACUGUUUACUUGUUUAAAUGUGUUUACUUCAAGACAGAUCUAUCACAGUUGAAAAGACUUUCUCAAGAAUAAUGGAAUAUUUAUGUAUUUGUAUUUUGUUUGUAUUUCGAAUUUGGAAUUUGAGUUUAUGCACAUGUCUAUCAGAAUAAUGCAAAUAAAAUAAGACAAAACAAUAA
Messenger RNA from Gadus macrocephalus (Pacific cod), 9713 nucleotides. RefSeq names its product serine/arginine repetitive matrix protein 2. Gene Ontology annotation, cellular component: nucleoplasm. The record is from RefSeq and is a predicted model, not a curated record. The transcript is spliced from 2 exons. Lineage: Eukaryota; Metazoa; Chordata; Actinopteri; Gadiformes; Gadidae. The coding region runs from base 548 to 9229 and encodes 2893 amino acids.